Messenger RNA from Venustampulla echinocandica, 1788 nucleotides. Its product is annotated as Integral membrane protein. NCBI's taxonomy places the organism in Eukaryota, Fungi, Ascomycota, Leotiomycetes, Helotiales, Pleuroascaceae. The coding region runs from base 1 to 1788 and encodes 595 amino acids. The record is from RefSeq and is a predicted model, not a curated record. The transcript is spliced from 6 exons.
AUGCGGCCGACAUUGCAGAAAUACACGCAGCUCACAGGUGCGUUGCUCCUCGGGCUUGCGCUAGUAGCAAGUGUACAUGGCCAUGGCCAUGGAGACGAUACCAGUAGGGAAAUGGACAUGGGCCAGCCUUCCAUAAGCCGCCCAACAUUAUCUCUAGAUACAGUCGCUCCAGAAGCGACUGCGGGACCGCAGAGUUAUUUUCAGUAUGGCGAAUAUUCGGGAUGGAUAGUAGCACAUAUAGUGCUUAUGACAAUAGGCUGGGUCUUUGUUCUGCCAAUAGGGGUUAUGCUGUCCCUUGCACAAUCGCACUACAGCCUUCCAAUGCAAUUUGUCUUCCUGGCGAUCAAUGCGGUGGGAGUGCUCCUAGCCACCAUAUAUAACGCAAGCACGCCUGAUCUCUACCCCAACAACGCCCACCACAAGCUCGGAUGGAUCUUAACUUGGGUAAUUAGCGCACAUGUGCUCAUGGGCCUUGUAAGCGCAUACGCAGGACGAAGGGAAGACCUCAAGCAUGAAGAGCGCGGAUCUUUCAUCCAAAUUUCCACCGCUGCAAUGGAAGAGCACCAGCGCCUGCAUGGCCAGGAGACUUUCCGCUACUCCAAUGAUAGUGGGCAAGGCACCGAACCGGACACCGAGCGUUUAAGGAGCCACUCGACGUCUUCGACUAGGUCGGAUCAGCACCAGCUAUGUGAUGUUCACCUAGAGCGGGAAGAUGAGUAUAGCGAAAAGGAAGGUCUAAUUCCCAGCAGCCGGAUAGACCGGUUCUUCUCCAGGAAAAUCCCAGGUUUGCUCUCUGCGAGGGCACUCCGUGUUAUGCAGCUUGCCUAUGGCUUUAUUGAUCGUGUGAUAUUGAUCAUGGGGUUCAUCGGCAUUGCAACGGGCAUAGUCACUUACGGUGGCCUCUUCAUGGGUGCUCAAAUUUUCAGCGGGCUGGCCCAUUGGAUCAAGGGCGGGGUAUUCUUUUGGUAUGGAAUAUUGACACUAGGGCGGUGGGCAGGCAGCUUUGCAGAUAUUGGUUGGGCAUGGAAUAUUAACCUGUCGAGAGGAAGUCGUAGACCGACGGCGGAAUUCGUGGAAAGCCUGCUCAUUUUCAUCUACGGCUCGACCAAUAUUUUUCUCGAGCAUCUGGCAGCCUGGGGGAACGAAUGGUCUGCUCAAGAUCUAGAGCAUAUCUCUAUUACCGUCAUGUUUAUUGGUGGCGGAGCCUGUGGCAUGCUUGUUGAAUCAAAACGGAUCCGGGAUCUCCUAAACACAACAAGCCCACCUCCCAAUUCGCAUCUUUCAAACCUUACAAAUAAGGAGCUUGAACUACUAGAACCGAAGAGCUACAGAUUUUCCAUGAAUCCCAUACCGGCUCUAAUCAUCCUUCUCCUGGGCCUUAUGAUGAGUUCCCACCACCAACACUCGAUGUUCUCUUCCAUGAUUCACCAGCAAUGGGGAAUUCUCCUCGUCGGAGCAGCAUUUGCGCGUGCAGCAACAUACAUCAUCUCUUAUAUCUCCCCCCCAACCUCGGUUUUACCUGGGAGACCGCCGACGGAGUUGAUUACGGCUUUCUGCCUGAUGGCUGGUGGGUUGAUAUUCAUGGUUAGCUCCCAUGACACGGUAACCUCAUUGGAGAGUUACGAUCUUGACGCUAUGUUCGUCUUCACCGUUUCCAUGGGCGUCAUUACGCUCCUGAUGGCUUGGAUCAUCCUAGUAAUAGCUAUUAAAGGCUGGGCCCUUAAAAUUAAAGGUAGAUCUGCCACCAAUUCUACCUUUGUUGGAUAUCGCCGAGUGGAAACGGCGUAG